AUGUAUGGUUGCUCUCCCAAGAUUGGCUACUACGUCUAUGGUGGCUCUCCCAAGAUUGGCUACUACGUCUAUGUUUGCUCUCCUAAGAUUGGCUACUACGUCUAUGUUUGCUCUCCCACGAUUGGCUACUACGUCUAUGUUUGCUCUCCCAAGAUUGGCUACUACGUCUAUGUUUGCUCUCCCAAGAUUGGCUACUACAUGUAUGGUUGCUCUCCCAAGAUUGGCUACUACGUCUAUGGUUGCUCUCCCAAGAUUGGCUACUACGUCUAUGUUUGCUCUCCUAAGAUUGGCUACUACGUCUAUGUUUGCUCUCCCACUAUUGGCUACUACGUCUAUGUUUGCUCUCCAAAGAUGGGCUACUACGUCUAUGUUUGCUCUCCCAAGAUUGGCUACUACGUCUAUGUUUGCUCUCCAAAGAUUGGCUACUACGUCUAUGGUUGCUCUCCCAAGAUUGGCUACUACGUCUAUGUGCCGCGUCCCUUCAGAACAUAG
Messenger RNA from Acanthosepion pharaonis, 492 nucleotides. The record is from the annotation of a GenBank genome assembly. Lineage: Eukaryota; Metazoa; Mollusca; Cephalopoda; Sepiida; Sepiidae.